GGAUUGUCCGAAUCAGUGCUUGCUUCAAUUCUUCGUAUUGUUCCUUUUUCUGUUUCAUCAGAUAUCCUACUUGGUUGGAAUUGCCUUGUUUUUUAAAACAUUUCUAAAGUUGUUGGUGAUUCAGAAAUUUACAUUCUACUUCUUGGAUUGCAUAAUCAGUAGACAUUUGCAUAAGAGUACCUUCUUCCAAAUGACUUCAAACCAAGGAACAAUGGCAUCCAACGACGAAGCACAAAUUCCACACAUCCAAAUACGCCAAUUAAAAAAAAUUCAAAGAGAGUGGACGAUUCAUGUUGUUAUCCUAAGAACAAUUGAGUCAUCUUAUGAGAACAACAAAGGAUCAGGCAAAAUACUUAAAUUAAUUUUGGCCGACUCAGAGGGGAAAAAAAUACAAGGUAUUAUGUUUGGAGAAACUAUUGAAAUGUAUAAGCACAUGCUUCAGAAGAAUCAUGUUCUUUACAUCUCAAAUGGAGAAGUCAAACCAAUAAACCCGCUAUAUGGAAAUGUACAUGAGUCAAUUGAGUUGACAUUGACUAAGAACAUUUCUAUCAAAGAAUCAAAUGCAAAUUUACAAUUUGAUAAGAUAUUGAACAACUUUAUCUCAAUCAAAGAGGCAAUUUCCAACGAGGAUACAAGGAAUAUAAAUGUUCUUGCAAUGAUAGCAAAUGUCAAGCCUAUGAUCAAGUACGUUACAAGAUAUAAUAAGGCAGACACAAGGCGGGACAUCAUUAUAGUAGACAAAGAUGAGAUAACAUUAUCUGUAACUUUAUUCGGAGAUUUAGCUGGCAAUGAAGGUUCAAUAAUUGAAAGAAAUAUGCAUGAGCCAACUAUAAUUGCGUUAUCAGAUUUUAAAAUAGCAUUGUACAAAGGUAAAAUAUUUAUAAUGGAAUUGUAAAUUAAUUAUCAAUAAAUAUCAAAUUCUAAUUAUAACUAUUAUAUAUGCAGGGGAGAUAUGCUUGACUUCGCAAAUUGCAUCUACAAUAUGUAUCAACCCAGAAAUACAACUUGCUAAGGAGAUGCGAGAAUGGGCUCUUUCAAAAGACCAGAUCAAGACUAAUAGUGCUCCGUCAAGGCUAUUUAAAAAUGCAACGGAAAUGAAAAUUGUUGAUAUUUUGCAAGCUUCACAAGACUCAUCAAAGGCACAAUAUGGCUGCUUUAUUGGAAAAAUAAGUAAUAUAUUAAAUAGACAUGAGGCUUGGUACUUCUCAUGCACAGGCUGCAAUAAAAAAGUAGACAAAACUAUUUACGACAAAUGUCAAAAUUGUCAAAAAAACAAUGAAGAUAGUAUACCAAGAUAUGUUGUUAAAAUCAUCGUGGAAGACGAAACAGACACUGCAAGAGUCACACUUUUUGAAGCAGCACAAACAUUGAUAGGAUGCGAUGCUAAAAAAUUCAUGGAUGAUAUAAAAGAGAAAAAUAAUCAGAGUUCAUUGUUUCAAAAGUUUGUUCUCAACAUCGGAAAGACAUACAAGUUCCUUGUAAAGCUGGAUGAGAAGUCAAAGGAUGAACGUGCACAAGGAAAGAUAAUAGCACAAGAAAUUCAAA
Messenger RNA from Asparagus officinalis (garden asparagus), 1545 nucleotides. Its product is annotated as replication protein A 70 kDa DNA-binding subunit D-like. The record is from RefSeq and is a predicted model, not a curated record. The coding region runs from base 191 to 895 and encodes 234 amino acids. The transcript has 11 exons. NCBI's taxonomy places the organism in Eukaryota, Viridiplantae, Streptophyta, Magnoliopsida, Asparagales, Asparagaceae.